Messenger RNA from Parus major (Great Tit), 2785 nucleotides. RefSeq names its product INSC spindle orientation adaptor protein (gene INSC). The transcript has 13 exons. The record is from RefSeq and is a predicted model, not a curated record. NCBI's taxonomy places the organism in Eukaryota, Metazoa, Chordata, Aves, Passeriformes, Paridae. Gene Ontology annotation, molecular function: cytoskeletal adaptor activity; protein binding. Gene Ontology annotation, biological process: regulation of asymmetric cell division; asymmetric cell division; apical protein localization. Gene Ontology annotation, cellular component: apical cortex. The coding region runs from base 307 to 1902 and encodes 531 amino acids.
UGUGGUAGAGGAAUAAAACCCCUUUGUGCAGAUAAGGAAAAGCAGAAUUAUUUAAAUGCUCAGUAUUUGCCAGGGUUAUAACUGUAAAGUGUAGUCUUUCAGUGGUGAAUAAAUACAGUUAACACAUAGCUCAGCCUGUGAAUGCAGUGCAGAGACUUUACUUGAGAAAGUUGGGAAUUAUUUUGUGUCUGAGUGAGCUCUCCUCACUGUGCUGCACGGCACGUUAUCCUGGGGAAUGUGGAUGGGAGCUUACAAAGCACAGCAGAUUCCAGCCUAUGGAGAAGUGCACUUAAGAACAGGAUAAAUAUGGCUUUUACGGGCGAGGACCACUUAGAUUCCCUUUCCUUACCAGUUCAGCGCCUGCACCUAAUCCAGGUGGACUCUGUUCAGCGAUGGAUGGAAGACCUGAAGCUGAUGACAGACUGUGAAUGUAUGUGCAUUCUCCAGUCCAAGCCCAUCAGCAUUGAGAAGGACGAGCAAAAUGAACUCAUCCUUUCCUCACAGCACAGCACUUGUGAUAACUUGCAGCUUCUGCUGAAGAGAGCUUGGAUCAUCAGCACUGAGCUGAGCAGGAUUGCUCAGAAGCUGGAGAAGAACAGGUGGCAGAGGGUGCACAGCAUGACGGUGAGAGUCAACUGCCACGUGCGUUCCAUGGUGAACGAGUACAACACCUUCACCAGGAGCUCUUCAGAAGAAAUGCACCAGCUUGAAAAGCUUUUAAUAGACAAGUGUUCAGAAUUUACAGCAUUCACAGAAAGGUGCUUACAGACAGAAGAUAAAGAGAUUCUGAAGUCCAUGAAAUCUUGUGUUAAUGAAACACUCACAACCAUUGCCCAGUAUUUUGGCCAGUUGAUAGAGCUGGUUUUAACACAAGAGGCACAGAACCUGCUGAGGCAGAUAGAGCUCUCUGGCAGCCUGUACAUCACCGAGUCAGCCAUCAGCAGUUUAUUCAGCCUUGCCCAGGAAGGCGCUCACCUCUGCCGCAUCAUAGCCAAGGAAGGAGGUGUCGUUGCUCUCUUUAAGAUCUGUCGCCAGGAUUGUUUCAGGUGCCUUUAUCCCCAGACCCUGAGAACACUGGCUUCAGUUUGCUGUGUAGAGGAAGGGAUGCACCAGCUGGAAAAGGUUGAUGGGAUCCUGUGCCUGGCUGACAUCCUCACUGACACCAGCCAUUCUGAAGCUACUCAUGCAGAAGCAGCAGCAGUAAUUGCCCAGAUCACAUCUCCACAUCUCACGUUCACUCAGCAUCUCAGCAGCUUUCUGGAAAAUAUGGAAGAAAUCGUGACAGCACUUGUCAAACUGUGCCAAGAAGCCUCAUCAGGUGAAGUUUUCCUGCUGGCUUCAGCAGCUCUUGCCAAUAUUACUUUCUUUGAUACCAUGGCUUGUGAAAUAUUGCUCCAGCUAAAUGCAAUGAAGAUUCUCCUAGCAGCAUGCUCAGACAAACGCAUAGUGGAUACUCCGUAUUCCAGGGAUCAGGUGGUAACAAUAUUGGCAAACAUGUCUGUGUUGGACCAGUGUGCUUCAGAAAUCAUUCAAGGAAAUGGUGUUCAACUUUUAAUGGAAAUGCUCUUUGAAAAAUCCUCCUCGGGAAAUCCAGCAGAAGCUGCAGCUUGUGAGCGAGUCCAGCAGAAAUCUGCAGUUACCCUGGCACGGCUCAGCCGGGAUCCGGAGGUGGCAGAUGCAGCAGUAAAACUCAGCUGUAUUCCUCGCCUGAUUAAACUUUGCAGAUCACCAACAGAAAGAAAUAACAGUGAUUCUGUUUUAGUGGCAUGUCUGGCAGCCUUGAGGAGACUAGCAGUUAUGAGUCCUGAUGGACUGGAAGAUUCAGAUUUUCAGCAGCUGGUAAAGCCCAGACUCGUGGAUUCUUUUCUGCUCUGCACAAAUAUGGAAGAGAGCUUUGUAUAAAUGGGAGCCAAAAACCCUUAAACAAUAAUGAAGGUGAUAGGUAUACAGUAAGAUAACACAUGAAUAAUUUUAUUUUGGUUUAGUCCUGUUGUUAUUUAUGACUUAUUUAUUCUAAACCCAUGAACAUGUGGUUUAACAGAGCAAAGGAACAGAAUGAGAAAACUUGUUACUGGGGUUUCCAUUAUAUUUUCCUGCCAAGACACACAAGACUUUAUCAUUGCCAUCUAACAAACUGUUUUGUUUAAUAUAGCUGAAUUAAGGUGAUGAAGCCAAGAAUUUGUUGCUCUGAUGUUAAAUGCUUCUAAUGAUGUUUUAUCACUGAUAUUUUUCUAUAGUUAGGACAUUUUGUAGGUUUUUUUUAAAAAUGUUUUAGCUUCAUCUGUAUUAGGAGAAAAAUAAUUCUAAAAGCUGCAAGUAUAUACUUUGAAAUGAAAGGGAUGUUACAGUCUGAGUCCAGUUCUUAACUGUUGCUGUUUUUUAAUAAACUAUGAGAGAAAUAUUUCCAAAAAAUGUUUAAAUACUGGCUUGAAAUGAUGCUACAUUCUUAGGCUGUAUGAAGAUGUGCUUCAUGAGAGGAUACACACUAACAGAAAGCUCUUUAUUCACACUGACUGAAAUUUCCUAGAGAAAUUCACAGAAUUCUAGGAAAAUCUUUGAUGGUGUGUGUGUGUGUGUGUUUUAUCUCAUAAUGUGAGAUUUUAAUGAUUUUGUGAUGAUUUAAAAUCAUUACACAGUGAUAAUUUUCUCUCCAAGCCUUACAAGAACAGGAAGUGCUAAAGCCCAGACAUGUUUUUAACAUUCAAGCUUUUUUUGUUUUUGUGGAAAGUUGUUCACACCUAUGCUAAAUAAUCUGAAGAGUUUAAUUAAAUGUAACUUGAAUUUC